CUUGCGCCAUGGUGUUUGAAACGUGAUUUCUCUAAGACCUCGGUCGCUGCAGUCGUGUGAAAAGGUGCACCAGUGAACCGAGCCCAGCUGGACCGGAAUCGAGCAGGACUCUUUUCUUUUUGACAUAUCUCACAAACUACUGUUUUAUCUUAGUUUAGUUCCCUCGUUUUUACCCAUUUUCCACGGUCUCCCCAUUAAUUAAUUCUGAGUCACAAUCAUGUCGACCAAGGAAGACAAGCCUGCAGAAAUCAAGUCCAGUUGGAAAGACUCUAUCUACAAUCCACGCACAGGAGAGUUCAUUGGACGAACCGCCAGCAGUUGGGCUCUCAUCUUUGUGUUCUACCUGGUAUUCUAUGGCUUCCUGGCUGGCUUCUUCACUCUCACCAUGUGGGUGAUGCUACAGACUCUGAGUGACGAUGUACCCAAAUACCGCGACAGAGUUCCCAGUCCAGGUGUGGUGAUCCGGCCCAGGAAUCUGGACAUCUCGUUCAACCGCACCAAUCCCCUCGAGUACGCCGGCUACGUCAAGCACCUGGAGACCUUACUGCAGCAGUACAACGACACGAUUCAGGAGAAGAACGAGCUGUGCAUGGUGAACGAGUACACUGACCAGGACGAGGUGAAGGAGAAGAAGGUGUGCCAGUUCAAGCGUAGCCUGCUGCGGCAGUGCUCCGGCCUGGCUGACACCACCUUCGGCUACGCUGAGGGCAAGCCCUGCAUCCUGGUCAAGAUGAACAGGAUUAUUGGGCUGAAACCGCGAGGAGAGCCCUAUGUCAACUGCACAGCAAAGAGAGACACCCCUCUACAGGUGUCUUAUUACCCCCCUGAGGGAAAGAUUGACAAGAUGUACUUCCCGUAUUAUGGCAAACAAUUACAUCCCAACUACGUGCAGCCCCUGGUAGGCGUGAAGCUGCACCUGGCCAAGGAGGACUACAACACGGAGAUCACGGUGGAGUGCAAGGUGGAGGGCUCCAACCUGAGAAGCAGCGGCGGCAGCGACAAGUUCCUGGGCGGCGGCCACGUUCGGAUCAAGGUGUCAAUGCCUUAA
This is a messenger RNA of Alosa alosa (allis shad), 1048 nucleotides long. RefSeq names its product ATPase Na+/K+ transporting subunit beta 3b (gene atp1b3b). Gene Ontology annotation, cellular component: sodium:potassium-exchanging ATPase complex. Gene Ontology annotation, molecular function: ATPase activator activity. The record is from RefSeq and is a predicted model, not a curated record. NCBI's taxonomy places the organism in Eukaryota, Metazoa, Chordata, Actinopteri, Clupeiformes, Clupeidae. Gene Ontology annotation, biological process: intracellular potassium ion homeostasis; intracellular sodium ion homeostasis; sodium ion export across plasma membrane.